Molecule: messenger RNA, 1083 nt
Organism: Aspergillus wentii DTO 134E9
Lineage: Eukaryota; Fungi; Ascomycota; Eurotiomycetes; Eurotiales; Aspergillaceae
Product: 60S ribosomal protein eL20
Exons: 4
Coding region: 129-653 (174 amino acids)
Biological process (GO): translation
Cellular component (GO): cytosolic large ribosomal subunit; ribosome
Molecular function (GO): structural constituent of ribosome
Source: RefSeq, a predicted model, not a curated record
UGUGAUUUUGCGAUAAUCGUUUUGUUGAGAUAGUUACUGACAUUAAUUUUCCAGAUGGGUGAGUGACAAUUUUUCCCUUUCCAGAUUCUGCCCCUUUCGAUACGGCUGCGGUGCGUACGUUGCGAACGAUGAGGCGUCUCACCGAGUACCAGGUCAUCGGGCGUCAUCUGCCCACCGAGGCCAACCCCACGCCCAAGCUGUACCGCAUGCGCAUCUUUGCGCCCAACACUGUUGUGGCCAAGUCGCGCUUCUGGUACUUCUUGACCCAGCUCCGUAAGGUCAAGAAGGCCAACGGUGAGAUCGUCAGCCUCAAUGUGAUCAACGAGAAGCGUCCCCUCAAGGUCAAGAACUUCGGUAUCUGGAUCCGUUACGACUCGCGCUCUGGUACCCACAACAUGUACAAGGAGUUCCGUGAGAUGAGCAGAACCGACGCCGUUGAGGCUCUCUACCAGGACAUGGCUGCCCGUCACCGUGCCCGUUUCGGCUCCAUUGCCAUCCUCAAGGUCGUUGAGGUCAACGACGCCGAGAGCAUUCGCCGCCCCUACAUCAAGCAGCUCCUCAGCAAGGACCUCAAGUUCCCUCUGCCUCACCGUGUUUCCAAGCCCGCUGGCAAGAAGAUCUUCGCCUACUCGCGGCCGUCUACCUUCGCAUAAAUGUGAAGUUGUCGGAUUGGGGGGAAGGAGUGUGCGGAUGAAUGACUAUGUAAUGGCCAUAGCAUGCAUGAAGGACACGGAUCACGCGGAGAGCAUGGCGUGUAUCUACAACCCAAACAAUGGGAAGGAUGGUUUUGAUGUCUCUUUAGUCCUCUGCAGCGACCCUUUCAAGUUAUAUCACACAAAAAUAUUGGGGUUAACUUUUUUUCAAUGUCACGGUUCUGUCAAUGUAGCUCAUGAUGAUCAUCUAACUCAAGUCAAUCACGAUGUUCUCUUCUUCGAGGCAUGGUGCAGUAUUGAUGUAAUGUCGAGGUGUGAUAGCACCAAGUACAGCGAAGGGAAGCUUACGAUAGCUACUGAUAAAGAUGCUGUCGUCAAUCAUACAGAUACUCCAAUACAACCAACGUAGUCAAAAUAUCUUGACGCCGAG